This is a messenger RNA of Drosophila persimilis, 686 nucleotides long. Its product is annotated as protein twisted gastrulation. The transcript has a single exon. NCBI's taxonomy places the organism in Eukaryota, Metazoa, Arthropoda, Insecta, Diptera, Drosophilidae. The coding region runs from base 258 to 686 and encodes 142 amino acids. The record is from RefSeq and is a predicted model, not a curated record. Gene Ontology annotation, biological process: regulation of BMP signaling pathway.
AAAAUUUCCCGGCCGUAAACGGUCGCCAUAAGGUGUAGAGUUGCUUUCCGAUUGCAACAGUCGAUCUUGGGUCCAGCGGUUUUUAGCACUGAAAAUUUGAAAAUAUUGCAAACCAGCAUAGGUAGAGAUUCUUUUUGUGACAGAUGUUAAUCUUUUGUCUACCUGCCAAAAAUUGUACUUUCUACCUGAAUUGGUGGACUGGCUUAUAAGACAGCCUCCGGGCACAUAAAUGUCUUAGUUGCAAUAAGUUCUUCAGCAUGAAAACAAUUAUAUACAUGCUAUUUGCGUUUUCUUAUAUUCAGUGUGUUUUUCCCGAUUUGGCGAAGCUGCAAAGGAAAUCACAUACCGAGGAAUUCGAGGGAGUACCCCCCUUAUUUAGAGCUAUGUCAUCUUCUCCAAACGAUGGCUACACAUACAAUUGGAGCGUGGUCUCAUUUUCGACGGAUGAUUACGACAGUUAUAAUCUAUCCGAGUCCCUCGUGAACUGCACUGUACUCUAUUUGGAUCAGUGCACAUCCUGGAACAAGUGCCGCCAAACAUGCUUAAAGACUGGAGCCACCAGUUACAGAUGGUUCCAUGAUGGUUGCUGCGAAUGUGUGGGCGAAUAUUGUGUAAACUACGGUGUAAAUGAGAGCAGGUGCCGCAUGUGUCCUGAGCCGAGUUCUGAUGACGAAGAUGAGGAUUAA